CAACUCUCAACCUUACAACCCUGACUCUCACAACCACAACAUCCUAAACACAAUCCACCAAACCAAACCAACGUAAAGUUUUACAAAACCACCCACCAUGGCAGCAACAACAGCCACCCACCCCGAACUCACCCUCAUCGUGGCGGCCACGCAACAAAUGGGCAUCGGCCGCAACGGCGCCCUCCCCUGGACCAACCUCCGCCGAGAAAUGGCCUACUUUGCGCGCGUCACCAAGCGCCCUCAAACACAACUCCAAAACGCCGUGGUGAUGGGCCGGCGCACGUGGGAGAGCAUCCCGCCCCGCUUCCGCCCGCUGCCGGGCCGCCGCAACGUGGUGGUGUCGCGCUCGCUGCCGUCGAGCCCGCCGCCGGCCGAGGGGGUGGUGGUGGCGAGGAGUUUGGAGGAGGCGCUGGCUUCUGGCGCUGCUUCUGCGCCGGCAGCGUCGGGCAGGGUGUUUGUCAUUGGCGGGGCGCAGAUCUACGGCGCGGCGCUGGAGAUGCGCGAGGCGAGGCGGGUGUUGCUGACGCGGGUGCGGACUGCGUUCGAGUGCGACACCUUCUUCCCGCUGUGCUUGCCCGAUAGCGGGGUGGCCGAGAAGGGGUGGCGGCGGAGAGGGCAGGCCGAGAUGGAUGCGUGGGUGGGCGAGGAGGUGCCGCGGGGCGUGCAGGAGGAGGCGGGCACGGAGUAUGAGUUUGAGAUGUGGGAGAGGGUAGAUUAAAACGGGUGUUAAUCCGG
Molecule: messenger RNA, 735 nt
Organism: Chaetomium fimeti
Lineage: Eukaryota; Fungi; Ascomycota; Sordariomycetes; Sordariales; Chaetomiaceae
Product: dihydrofolate reductase-like domain-containing protein
Exons: 3
Coding region: 98-718 (206 amino acids)
Biological process (GO): folic acid metabolic process; dihydrofolate metabolic process; tetrahydrofolate biosynthetic process
Cellular component (GO): mitochondrion
Molecular function (GO): dihydrofolate reductase activity; NADP binding
Source: RefSeq, a predicted model, not a curated record